UUUUCUUUUUUUUUUUUACUGUCCUGUUCUGUCCCCUUCCUUUUCCUCUUGCCCACAGGGUAGAAGCAUCAUCAAAGAAUGCUAAAGCUAGCCAUUUGUGUUGUUGGCAUUUAUACAUGCUUUCUAACGUGGGGUUUCUUCCAGGAAAAGGUCUCUACAACACCCUAUGGCGAAGAGAAUGCAAAGUUCAAGUUCUUCAUCUUCCUCAACAUGGUUCAGGCCAUCACUGCAUCCGCAACUGCCUUCUUCUAUCUCAAGCUACAAGGAAAACCAUUGGAAACACCUUCUAGGAUGCUUUUAGGGAAAUAUUUUCAAGUCGCCUUCUUCAACGCCAUUGCUUCGCCUUUUUCCUAUGCAGCCCUGAAACACAUCGAUUAUCCAACCAUGAUACUCACAAAGUCAUGUAAACUCGUACCAGUCAUGCUCAUGAACAUUAUACUGUAUCGACGCAAAUUUCCAACCUACAAGUAUGUCUGUGUAGCCUUAAUCACAAUCGGUGUCUCCGGAUUUAUGUUACUGGCGCCGUUUGACGAACAUAAAAAGAAGGGCGCAGUCAACAGCUCAUUGUAUGGCAUACUCCUCGUUAUUAUCAACCUGGCGAUUGAUGGCGUUACCAACUCUACUCAGGAUCAAAUCUUUCAUACAUUCAAGGUUACUGGGCAACAGAUGAUGUGCUUCAUGAACCUGUUCAUGUCAGCCUUCAUGGCCCUGUGGCUCCUCAAUCCCUUGAACUCGGAGCUGAGCAAUGCGCUGGCGUUUUGCCAUUCUCACCCUGCCAUCACCAAGGAUAUCACUCUCUUCUGCAUCUGUGGAGCACUUGGACAGUGCUUUAUCUUUUAUACCCUCGAGCAGUUCGGCUCCUUGUCCCUCGUCACAGUCACGGUCACUCGCAAGCUCUUCACUAUCUUGCUCUCCGUCGUCGCUUACGGUCAUGUCCUCAAUUUUAGUCAGUGGCUCAUGGUCGGAGUCGUCUUUUCAGGCAUCGGACUUGAGGCAUACGUUAAGAGAAAUGAGAAGCUUGAAAAGAUGGUCAAUAACUUACCUUCACAUUCGCCCAAGCCAGAUAAGGUAUCCUUUAGUCAGGUUGAGAUGAUAAAGAAAGAUAAGAUUGACGGGAUUAAUGCUAAUCUUGUGGGCAUGGUAUCAAAUCAAGGUGUUGGUUCAGGCUUGGCUCAGUAUGGUCCAGAAUACGGAUACAACAAUGGCAAUAACACGCAACUGCUACAGCCCCCACAACAGUAUCCGUCAUCACUCCACCCUCAACAAACACAACAACCAAUACAACUAUCCUACCAAUUACAAAAUCAACAACACCCACAUCUUUAUCAGAUGCCUCCAGGUCUUCAGAAUGGCUAUCAAAGUUCACAACCAUAUUCUGCCCGUGCCUCGUACGUCAGUUCAAUCACUACAGUGGCUGGAGCACCCGUUCAUGGAGGGGGACGGCAGCGAGCAAGUGUUGUUGCGCCAAAGCACAGCCUUUGAAUCGUUUUCAUUCUUUUGUGAUCAUG
This is a messenger RNA of Lobosporangium transversale, 1508 nucleotides long. RefSeq names its product UAA transporter family-domain-containing protein. NCBI's taxonomy places the organism in Eukaryota, Fungi, Mortierellomycota, Mortierellomycetes, Mortierellales, Mortierellaceae. Gene Ontology annotation, cellular component: Golgi membrane; endoplasmic reticulum membrane. The coding region runs from base 79 to 1482 and encodes 467 amino acids. Gene Ontology annotation, biological process: UDP-galactose transmembrane transport. The transcript is spliced from 2 exons. Gene Ontology annotation, molecular function: UDP-glucose transmembrane transporter activity; UDP-galactose transmembrane transporter activity. The record is from RefSeq and is a predicted model, not a curated record.